AUGGACCAGAACAACCACAGCUCUUCAAAUGUUUUUAUUCUGCUUGGCUUCUCAGAUCAUCCAAAAUUGGAGAUGAUCCUCUCCGUUGUUGUCUCCAUCUUCUAUGUUAUUACAUUGGUGGGUAACACAGCUAUCAUUCUCUCAUCCCUCAUGGAUUCCCAGCUCCACACACCGAUGUACUUCUUCCUCAGAAAUUUAUCUUUCCUGGACCUGUGUUUCACUACAAGCAUCAUCCCCCAGAUGCUGGUUAACUUGUGGGGACCUGAGAAGACUAUCAGCUCUGUCGGUUGUGUUAUUCAGCUUUAUGUGUAUAUGUGGUUUGGCUCCAUUGAGUGUCUUCUCUUGGCUGUCAUGUCCUAUGAUCGUUUCACAGCUAUUUGUAAGCCCUUGCAUUAUUCUGUAAUCAUGAACCCACAUCUGUGUCUCAAGAUGAUUUUCAUGGUCUGGAGUAUUAGUUUGGCCAACUCUGUGUUACUGUGCACACUCACAGUGACUUUGCCUAGGUGUGGAAACAACCUUCUGGACCACUUCUUGUGUGAGUUGCCAGCGAUGAUCAAGAUAGCUUGUGUAGACACCACCACAGUUGAAAUGUCUGUUUUUGCUCUAGGCAUUGUCAUCGUCCUUACACCCCUCAUCCUUAUUCUUACUUCCUAUGGCUACAUCGCCAAAGCUGUGCUGAGAAUGAAGUCCAGGGCAGGGCGUCAUAAAGCAGUGAAUACCUGUGGAUCUCAUCUCACAGUGGUGACCAUGUAUUAUGGAGCUAUUAUCUACCUGUACUUGCAACCAGGCAACAGUGCCUCCAAGGAACAAGGAAAGUUUUUCACCCUCUUUUACACCAUCAUCACUCCCAGCCUCAACCCCCCCAUUUAUACAUUAAGAAAUAAGGAUAUGAAGAAUGCACUGAAGAAACUGAUUGGGAUUAAUGUCAAAUCUACAAAAAUAAGGAAAUUUUUGAAGUGA
Nannospalax galili (Upper Galilee mountains blind mole rat) is the source of this 960-nucleotide messenger RNA. Its product is annotated as olfactory receptor 2W1-like. Gene Ontology annotation, cellular component: membrane. Lineage: Eukaryota; Metazoa; Chordata; Mammalia; Rodentia; Spalacidae. Gene Ontology annotation, molecular function: G protein-coupled receptor activity; olfactory receptor activity. The coding region runs from base 1 to 960 and encodes 319 amino acids. The transcript has a single exon. The record is from RefSeq and is a predicted model, not a curated record. Gene Ontology annotation, biological process: G protein-coupled receptor signaling pathway.